AUUAAUUCUUUGGUUCUUUUAAUUUCUUUCUUGCUUUAAAGUUUAUUUUUUCUUCAUUUGUUCUUAUCUUUAAUUUCAUAUUUUGUGGAAGGAUAUUAUGGAAAAUCCAUUGCAUUUAAAGUCAUUAAAUCACAUAUCAAUAGUUUGCAGAUCAGUUGAUAAAUCUCUUGAUUUUUACCAAAACAUUCUUGGAUUUUUUCCAAUUAGGAGGCCUUGUUCUUUUAAUUUUGAUGGAGCUUGGUUGUUUAAUUAUGGAAUUGGCAUACAUCUUUUGCAAUCUGAGGAUCCAGAGAAUAUGCCCAAGAUUAGCAUCAUUAAUCCCAAGGAUAAUCACAUUUCCUUCCAGUGUGAGAGCAUGGCAACAGUAGAAAAAAGGCUUAAAGAGAUGGAAACAGAGUAUAUUAAGUGCAGAGUUGAAGAAGGUGGCAUCUAUGUUGAUCAAAUAUUCUUCCAUGAUCCCGAUGGCACGAUGAUCGAGAUCUGUAACUGCGAUAACUUGCCGGUGAUUCCACUUUCCGGUGGUGAUACAGUUCUCCGGCCAUGCUCAACUCUCCACUGCACCAUGCAGCAGAACAAAAUUCAACAAAUGGUCUAAUA
Solanum dulcamara is the source of this 597-nucleotide messenger RNA. Its product is annotated as glyoxylase I 4-like. NCBI's taxonomy places the organism in Eukaryota, Viridiplantae, Streptophyta, Magnoliopsida, Solanales, Solanaceae. Bases 98 to 595 code for a protein of 165 amino acids. The transcript is spliced from 3 exons. The record is from RefSeq and is a predicted model, not a curated record.